AUGGCUGCAAUGAGGGCGCGGCAUAAGAUUCGGGCCCCCCGUCGGGGUCUGAAUGCAGCAAAAACAGAUGACUUCGACUCUCUGUGGACUGUUCUCUCCUCAUCUCUCACCGAAAUUCAUACCAAAAACGCGUCCACUCUCUCGUUCGAAGAACUCUACCGCAAUGCCUACCGGAUUGUGUUAAUGAUGCGGGGUGACGACUUAUACGAAAGUGUUAAAAAACUUGAGAAGGAUUGGUUGCGGGAUACUGUUCAGAAGCGCAUCACCGACUCAAUAUCAUCGAGUCUGGUUCGUGCUCAAGAGUCAACAGAUAUUCAGGACCAGUCGGAGGAGAGGAGAGCCGCGGGGGAGAAGUUCAUGGGGGUACUCAAGGAAGCCUGGGAAGAUCACCAGCUUUGCAUGGGGAUGAUUACCGAUGUCCUCAUGUACAUGGACCGCAUCAUUUCUACGGAUAAAUCCAAGCCCUCGAUCUACAUUGUCUCAAUGGGUCUUUUCCGCGACUAUGUCCUCCGAGCCCCGGUCCGCCCCGACUCUCCUAUCACAGUUGCCGAUGUUCUUGAAUCUACAGUCCUCUUUAUGAUAUCACUAGAGCGGGUGGGUCACAUCAUUGAACGGCCCCUCAUCCGGCAUUGCAUCUCAAUGCUGGAGGGACUCUACGAAUCAGAGAAGGAGGAAGGCGAGAAGCUAUACCUUUCAACAUUCGAACCUGCGUUCAUCAAGACGAGCAAAGAAUUCUACCAGGCGGAGGGACGGCGGUUGCUGGAGAUCGGAGAUGCGACGACCUUCUGCCGGAUCUCCUCUCAACGUAUUACUGAGGAGCAGGAACGAUGCUUGUCUACUCUGGCCAUGAUGACUGAACCGAAAGUCCUCGAGGUCCUCGAUAACGAGCUGAUUCGGAAGAACAUCGACGAGGUCGUCAUGCUGGAAGGGACUGGUGUGAGGCACAUGCUGGAUCACAACCUGCUCGAGGGCUUACGGAGCGUCUACUCUCUGAAUGCCCGAGUUGACCCGAAGAAGGACUCUCUCGCCCGUGUUGUUAACAAGCGGAUCGUGGAGCUCGGAAAGGAGAUCAACGCCUCGUCUAUCGUUGUCGCGCAGGCGGCUCAACCAACAAAAGAUGCUAAGGAUGCCAAGGAUGCAGGUACCGAGAAAAAGGAGAAAGGCAAAGAGAAGGAGAAGCCGGUCAAUCAACAGACGUUAUCGGCAAUCCAAUGGGUUGACGACAUUUUGGCCCUGAAACGUCAAUUCGACACGGUAUGGGAACAAUCGUUUUUGUCCGAUCAGGGCCUCCAGAGUUCCAUCAUGGCUAGCUUUGCCAACUUUAUCAAUAUGAACCCCCGCAGCUCCGAAUAUUUGUCUCUGUUCUUCGAUGAGAAUUUGAAGAAGGGCAUCAAGGGCAAGACGGAGAGCGAGGUCGAUACAUUGCUGGACAAUGGCAUCACCUUGCUUCGCUACAUCAAGGACAAGGAUCUCUUUGAAACAUAUUACAAGAAACAUUUGUCACGCAGACUGUUGAUGAAACGAUCUGCCAGCACAGAUGCGGAGCGACAGAUGAUUUCAAAGAUGAAGAUGGAGGUGGGCAACCAGUUCACACAGCGGAUUGAGGCCAUGUUCAAGGAUAUGACCGUCUCAGAAGACUUGACUGCCAACUACAAAAGUCACAUUGCACGGAGCGCCGAUCCUGAUCAGAAACCCGUGGACUUGGAGAUCAACGUCCUCACCAGCACGAUGUGGCCCAUGGAAAUCAUGGCAAAUACCAAGGACGGCGUUGUCCAAUUGCCCUGUAUUUUCCCGCGGGAAAUUGAAAACCUCAAGCAGAGCUUCGAGAAGUUCUAUCUUGACAAACACAGCGGGCGAAAAUUGUCCUGGCAGGCCGGUAUGGGCACGGCAGACAUCCGAGCGACUUUCAAGCGAAGCAACGGCAAAGUCCAGAAGCAUGAAAUUAACGUGUCCACUUAUAUGAUGGUCAUUCUGCUGCUUUUCAACGACCUCCCCGAUGGCAAGUCCCUCUCUUUCGAGGAAAUCGAAGAACGCACUCGCAUUCCCAAGAACGACCUCAUUCGGAAUCUACAAUCAUUGGCACUCGUUGCGAAGACGAGGAUAUUGCGAAAAUCGCCCAUGAGCAGAGAAAUCAACCCAGCAGAUCGCUUCUCAUUCAACCAUGAGUUCCAGAGCCCAUUCGUCAAGGUGCGCAUUGGCGUUGUCGCAGGCGCCAAGGUGGAAGAUCAGGAGCAACGGAAGGAAACUGAGAAGAAGAUGGCCGAUGAGCGUGGCGGUAGUAUCGAGGCGGCCAUCGUGCGCAUCAUGAAGCAACGCAAGAAACUCACGCAUUCUCAACUGAUGACCGAAACUCUUACACAACUCUCCACCCGCUUCGUCCCCGACGUCUCUAUGGUCAAAAAGCGCAUCGAAAGUCUCAUCGAUCGCGAGUACCUCGAACGUCUAUCCGAGGAGCCGCCAACCUAUGGUUAUGUUGCUUAA
Penicillium cinerascens is the source of this 2481-nucleotide messenger RNA. Its product is annotated as cullin family protein. Gene Ontology annotation, cellular component: Cul3-RING ubiquitin ligase complex. The transcript has 4 exons. Gene Ontology annotation, molecular function: ubiquitin protein ligase binding. Gene Ontology annotation, biological process: ubiquitin-dependent protein catabolic process; protein ubiquitination. The coding region runs from base 1 to 2481 and encodes 826 amino acids. The record is from RefSeq and is a predicted model, not a curated record. Lineage: Eukaryota; Fungi; Ascomycota; Eurotiomycetes; Eurotiales; Aspergillaceae.